AUGGUGAAGUCCAAAGGAAAAGCCCGCACUCAGAGUGCCGACCCCGACAUGACGCCCCUUGCCUCCCGCAGUGCAGGCCAGCCCGACCACGAUGAGGACAUGCUAGAUGUAGAGACUACGCGAAAGAGAGGAUACGAAGAGGAUCUCAAUGGUGAACCUUACAAUGGAGUCGACACACCUCCGUCCAAGAGACGCCGCUCGAAGAAUUGGCCACUGCCUGCGGAGCCCCGUCUGAUGGCUCUCCAACCUCCACCCCCACUCACCCAACUACGCCAAGCCUCGUCGUCCUCCAUGCGUUCAUCUAAGUUUCUCGAGGGCAGCAUGAACGACAAGACCAGCAACAAACCCCCCAGUGUCUUUACUAGACUAUUCCAAGGAAGCUCGCAAGGUCUGUCUGUGGAUCAGUUGAUGGCCGACUAUGAAGAAGACGCGAACCGGCCAGCCACCGCGCGACCUCAUACCAGGGCCUCAAGCUCGCCUGUCAAGAAGCCUCAGCAUGCCCCCAACGAAUCCGUCGCUAGUAUAAAUACAGCCGAGAGCAAGCGAUCUGGACUGUUCAGGUUCGGCCGGUCUAUCGCAGCGUCCUUCAACCCCGCGAACAUAUGGUACAAGCUCCAAAAUUCCUACAAAGAGGCCGAAGAGGAAGUCGCUUCAGAGGAGGCUUCGAAGCUUGGUACUGAUCUGGACGACCGAAAGGCUAAGGCUGAGCAAGCCUAUGCGGAGCUCAAAGCAGCGGGCCUUUUGAAACCUACCAAAACCUUCGUUCGUGGAUCUGUCACCUCAGAAAAAACUGAUGCAGAAACCAAGCCCCGUGAUUCAGGUAUCGAGAUGGACGAUGCUCGACCGUCUUUGGAGAACGGUGAUUCCCUUCACGUUCCACGGUCUGAGGCAUCCGCCUCCAGCGCUUCCGUGACCAGAAAAUCACCAUUUCAUUUCAAGACACCGUCUCUUGCUGACCUCAAGCGAGUCAGGUCCGAGGCCCAGCUGAACAGUCCGCGCACUCCCAGUUAUUCUCAAUCUCCCGCAAAGGCAGCAUUCGACCAAGAUCGGACAAUCCGCAAACAACAGUCGAAGAAGGAUAUGCAGAAGCAGCAAAAGCUGAGCAAACGCGUCAGCGAUCUUGAAGCGAAGCUUGAACAAGCUCGUCGCGAGCUUCAGCAAACUCUAGCCCCUCCCGUCCCCGCCUUCCCCACGGGUUUGGCGGACAAUCAGACGCCCGACCCUCGGUCUCGUAGUAUCUCUCCGCUGAAGAAGUCUUUCACUCCCUUCACACCCGGAGCGCUGCCCUCUUUACCGUCUGAGCGGCUCUUGUUUCCUGAGCAACUGCAUGGAAACGGGGAGUCUAAGAAAGAAGAAACUGCUGUGCCUGUCUCACAAAAUGUCGAAGUCGAGAAGCUCACUGAAGCCGUCGAGGUUCCCCAGAGCUCAAUCGUCACAGCCGACAUCUGGACCGAUGACUUCGAGACUUUGGUCAAGCCAAACGGAGUCGGAGCUGCACCAAAGCGCAAGGUGACGAAGAAGCGCAAGAGCGGGGACCGCGAUGACGUUCGCUACAAACCUGAGAGUGAGGAAAAUGACGAUGAAGAGUGGGAGGCUGCGCAGGCUGCUAAGAAGCGCCGAGCCAGCGGCAAGGCUGCACAGAAGACCAGCCCUAAGGGCAAAGAGAAGAUGAACUCGACUCCCAAGAAGCAAGGAGGCACCGGACGUCUCACUAAGAAGAACACUGUUUUCAACGAGUCCACUAGCAUUGUCACUGCCAAGGUCAUGGACGAGGGCACUAUCGAGACGGAAGAGACUGUUACCAUCACCAAACUCCCCCUCAAAGACGAGCCAUCUCGUCCUACCGCUACAGCCACCCCAUCCGCACGUCCUCGAGACCGCCAAUCACGCUCAACUUCCACAAACAAGCUUAGGCGCAAAGAGAGCCACCGCUCUCUUUCUCCGGCAAGCCAUGGGAGGAACGAGAGCCCGGAUGAGGUCGUUACGGUUGCCCCAGAUGGUGACAGUGUUCCGCCGCUUCCUACCUUCCCAAAGGGCGUGAAGGGAAACAACAAGUCGAGGGAGGAUGAUGGAUGGGAUGGCUAUGGUGAGGAGAUCUUCUAA
Mytilinidion resinicola is the source of this 2103-nucleotide messenger RNA. RefSeq lists its product as uncharacterized. The record is from RefSeq and is a predicted model, not a curated record. Lineage: Eukaryota; Fungi; Ascomycota; Dothideomycetes; Mytilinidiales; Mytilinidiaceae. Bases 1 to 2103 code for a protein of 700 amino acids. The transcript has 2 exons.